AUGUCGCGCCACCAGGCAGUUCGCAACCUUGAUUAUGAGGAGGCCCUCGACGAAUUCGAGGGCGAAGAUUACGAAGAGGAGGGAGAGGCUGAGCAGCUCAGCGCAGAGGAUCGGGAGGCGAUGGCAAUAGGAAUUGCGACAGUGCAGAGUACUCUUGGCCCUGAUGCCGACAAAGUGACUGUGCAGCAAAUCCAAGAGUCGCUGUGGCACUACUAUUACGACACCGAGAAAACGGUGUCUUACCUACAGAAGAAAUUCAUCGCACCUCCACCAGCGCCCAAGCAGGAGAAGAAGGUGGUCAAGGAUGACGGGUUUGGUUGCGGGGGCAUGGACGACAAGACUACGACUUACGACAUGGCAUCAACUUCGACAUAUCCAGUUCCCAGGGUGUCACUCUCCCCUGCCUCUUACUUUCACGGUAUUCCAUGGAUGAACGCUCCCAAGAGCCGACAGGCCGUCUUUGUUCCUCCUCGUUCCCUUCCCGGGGGGCUUCUGGGCGGCGGCGAUGGGCCCAAGCUUUCAAAACUCCAGGCUCUUGCUGCAGCACGGAAGAAGAAGACGACCGAAGUGACCAAGACAGACGACAAGGUCGACCGAGCUGAGAAAAGGAUGUCAACUCUUGCCAUUGACGAAUCGUCCAAGGAGAAUCAGAGAGGCGGGUUGAGCAUGCUAGCCAAGCGACAAAAGUUGGCAGAGGACCCCGCCGCAAGGACUCAGACCUCCAAAUCGGUCUCACCACCGCAGCAAGCCGACGCAGCCUCUGAAGCAGUCAGUAUGGAUGUCGACAUAGCCAAGGGACUUUCUACCGAGGAUUGCGAGAAGGCUGAAGAUGACUGCUUCGUGGUGCCAUCUUCAAGACCGUCUGCCUUUGCUCAGACACUGUUCGGACCUGCUCAAGAUGCUGCCGCCGCCUCUCAGACGUACUCCUUGCCGUACAUGGACUCUUCAACCUAUGUGCCCAGCGCUUUCUCCCAACCAAGCCCCGACGAUGUCGUGCUCGCUGCUCAGGCGAAAGCGGGCUCCAAGUUCGACGCUGCCGCGAAGAGCGCAAGCAAAAAAGUGGUGGCCAAAUCAAGUGGCUCACAAACCCCAAAUUCCGAGAUGAAACAACUUCAACUCGACGAUUCAGCAGCACCGAAGAACAAAAAGCUGGAUGUUGUGAAAGAGUUCGCAAAGAGCGAGAACAAGAGAAGUGCCAGCUUUGUGGUGGUCGGACACGUGGAUGCUGGCAAGAGCACAUUGAUGGGCAGAUUGCUCCUGGAGUUGAAGUACAUCGAGCAACAUCUGAUCGACCGCUAUCGACGCCAGGGCGAGAAGAUUGGAAAAUCGUCAUUCGCCCUUGCCUGGGUGAUGGAUCAGCGAGAGGAGGAGCGCGAGCGUGGUGUCACCAUCGAUAUCGCCACAAAUAUGUUUGAGACCGAAAAGACACGGUUUACGAUUCUCGACGCCCCUGGUCAUCGGGACUUUGUCCCCAAUAUGAUUGCUGGAGCAAGUCAGGCAGACUUUGCCAUUCUCGUGAUUGACGCCAACACCGGAGCUUUCGAGAAGGGCUUGAAGGGCCAGACAAGAGAGCAUGCUCUACUCCUGAGGAGUCUAGGUGUCCAGCGGGUCAUCGUAGCUGUGAAUAAGCUGGACAUGGUCGGGUGGUCAAAGGAUCGCUUUGAUGAGAUCUCGGAGCAGGUCACUGGCUUCAUGAAAGGCAACGGCUUCCAGCUCAGGAACGUCACCUUUGUACCCAUAUCCGGACUCAGCGGCGCCAAUUUGGUGGAGAAGCCAGAUGAUGAGGGUCUGUCAUGGUACACAGGUCCGACACUCAUCGAAGCAUUGGAAGACUCGGAUCCCAUGGCGAGAGCGAUAGAGAAGCCAUUCCGAAUGUCCAUCUCGGAAAUCUAUAGAUCGCAGCAAAGCCAACUCACCGUAGCUGGCCGGAUAGAAUCGGGCACGGUGCAAAACGGCGAGGCAUUGAUUGUGCAACCCAGCGGAGAGUCCGCCUCAAUACGAUCGAUCGAGGUAGACGCUGAUGUACAAGAAUGGGCCGUUGCGGGACAGAGCGUCAAUAUCGGCCUGUACGGCAUCGACCCGAUCCACGUUCGCGUGGGCGAUAUCAUCAGCACCAAGGCGGCCCCUAUCGAGACGAGCGACAGGCUGACAAUGAAGGUGCUGGCCUUUGACCACUUGAUGCCAAUGCCAGUAGACGUCCACCGUGGUCGUCUACAUGCGGCUGGAAGAGUCGAGGUCAUCCCGGCCGUGCUGGAUAAGUUGACGGGGGCGACGGUGAAGAAGAACCCCAAGAUCGUGCAGCCGGGCAAGGUUGCGCGGGUUGUUGUCAAGCUGGACUCCAAGGUGCCGUUGGAGGCUGGACAGCGAGUGGUGCUCCGCAGUGGCGGGGAGACAAUCGCGGCAGGGCUAUUGGAAUAA
Colletotrichum godetiae is the source of this 2418-nucleotide messenger RNA. Its product is annotated as elongation factor Tu GTP binding domain-containing protein. The coding region runs from base 1 to 2418 and encodes 805 amino acids. The transcript is spliced from 4 exons. Gene Ontology annotation, biological process: translational elongation; translation. The record is from RefSeq and is a predicted model, not a curated record. Lineage: Eukaryota; Fungi; Ascomycota; Sordariomycetes; Glomerellales; Glomerellaceae. Gene Ontology annotation, molecular function: GTP binding; translation elongation factor activity; GTPase activity.